AUGACCAACGCAGCGGAAGGAAGCUCAGAUAUGAGUGUACUCUGGCAGUCAAUUGCUAUGAUUGUCGUCUCAGAACUUGGUGAUAAGACGUUCUUAAUUGCUGCGAUAUUAGCAAUGAGGAAUCCACAGUUGGUUGUCUUCUCCGGCUCUUUUGGUGCCCUCUCUGCUAUGUCAGUAUUGUCCGCACUCCUGGGUCAGAUUCUACCAGCACUCCUCCCGAAAAGCUACACACAGAUCUUGGCUGCAAUGCUCUUCAUUGUAUUCGGUGUAAAAAUGUUCAAUGACGCUAAAGGAAUGGAGGGUGGCAGGAAGGAAGUAGAGGAGGAAAUGCAGGAAGCAAUACAAGAAAUAGAGCAUGACGGUGAUGAUCUCCCAAAGCCCAGCUCACAGAGACAGAAGAGAUCAAUCAAGACCACGCUCGCUGCCCUCCUCAGUCCGGCGUUUGUCCAGGCAUUUAUACUCACUUUCCUCGGUGAAUGGGGUGACCGGAGUCAAAUUUCUACAAUCGCAUUAGCGGCUGCCCAUGGCUGGAAAACCGUCGCAUUCGGCACAUCUCUUGGCCACGGUAUGUGUACAGCGCUCGCCGUUCUCGGUGGACGCAUAGUCGCUUCGAAAAUAUCGAUUAAAACAGUCACAUUCGGUGGCUCCGCUUUAUUCGUUCUCUUCGGAUUUAUUUACAUUUGGGAAAUUCUCGUCAGCGUUACUUCACCUGCAAUUCAAGCCUAG
This is a messenger RNA of Wallemia mellicola CBS 633.66, 726 nucleotides long. RefSeq names its product UPF0016-domain-containing protein. The transcript is spliced from 6 exons. Gene Ontology annotation, biological process: Golgi calcium ion transport; Golgi calcium ion homeostasis; manganese ion transmembrane transport. Gene Ontology annotation, molecular function: manganese ion transmembrane transporter activity; calcium ion transmembrane transporter activity. The record is from RefSeq and is a predicted model, not a curated record. Bases 1 to 726 code for a protein of 241 amino acids. Lineage: Eukaryota; Fungi; Basidiomycota; Wallemiomycetes; Wallemiales; Wallemiaceae. Gene Ontology annotation, cellular component: fungal-type vacuole membrane; Golgi apparatus.